Messenger RNA from Dracunculus medinensis (Guinea worm), 288 nucleotides. NCBI's taxonomy places the organism in Eukaryota, Metazoa, Nematoda, Chromadorea, Rhabditida, Dracunculidae. The record is from the annotation of a GenBank genome assembly.
AUGAAAAUACGCCGGAGAAUACGCCCUCACGAACUCUACUGGGAUGCUUGGUUUCACCAAAAUGGACCGAUUGGAACGAAUGCUCCGACAAUUGUGGUGGAUGUGGACAAAGAAAGCGAUUUCGGAUUUGCGCAAGCGAUGUCUUAUGUCCAGAGAUUUCACAAAUUUUAUUUAAGGCCAAAGGAACAAGAAGAGGCAUGCGAAUUUACUCCUUGCAAGCAUCCUAGAGCUAUGUGUUGUGGAAAAUUGUCUUUGACGGGAGACAACGGAAAAUUUAUCUGUCAAUGA